Molecule: messenger RNA, 569 nt
Organism: Oppiella nova
Lineage: Eukaryota; Metazoa; Arthropoda; Arachnida; Sarcoptiformes; Oppiidae
Source: the annotation of a GenBank genome assembly
CCGAAAACUUGAAAAUAGGAGUUAUUUUAUGGUUUGGUUUGCAUUGCAUUGCGUUGACAGUGAAGUGACACUCAAUUGAAUCGAUUGUCAUUUGAUUGCAUUGUCUGUGAAUUGUGUGGAAGUGUCGGACAAUCUGUGGUGUGAGUGGAGAGACAAUGACAGCGAAGGCGAGUGCGUCGAAGAAGUGCGACGACACGGAUGUGUCUGCGGACCACGUGUUUGGUCAGCCCAACGAUCUCUGCAAAGUGGUGUAUGUGGUGAACGUCUGCACUCAAGACCACAACCACUGGUGGGCCGACGCCGUGGCCGCCAAACAGGGUGUGAUCGACGAGUUGGUCCAGUUCUUCGACGCCACCGGCGAGCAGGCCAUCGAUCUCUGCUUCGAUGUGGCCCUCGAUUAUGGGUUCAUAACCACACAAACGGAUCCCAAGACAGCGCGAGUGAGAUAUGUGACACGAAAGCGAAAUGAGUUGGACUUAACUCACGACUGGUUUUGUUACGAAUGCGAUGUAUUGGUUCCGCCGAAGAGUCCACAGUUCUUGCGAUGCGAUCAAUGCUUUCGUAUCUUU